UCUACAUAUAAGCCACCAAAACGCUUCUUUUCUUUAUCUUUUUGUUUCAAUUUCCAAGAGCAAAAAGGAAAAGGAGUGAGAAAAACAUUGGAAUAAACAUGUCUUGUCAAUAUUUAACCCCGACCGGUUUUCUCAGAUUAUCCCUCACCGCCCGCCGUUACGCGUCGAAUUCUUCUGCAACUAAACCUCAUAAUUUCCUUAAAUGCCAGGGGUGUUGUACAGAAAAAGCAGUAAGUUUCAGUUCCAAUCUGCAGUGCAAUGCGGUUUCAAGACCUCGUACAAAAGAAUACAAAGAGGUGUUGAGAAAUGGUUUGCCAGUUAUUAAGUGGGACGACAACGUGGAGGAAGAAGACACAGAAGAAGAAGAAGAAGAAGAAACACACGAGGUGUACACAUCAAAUAAGAUAAAGGAACAUAUUCAUGCCGUCCGGUUAAUGCUUCAAUCCAUGGAAGAUGGAGAAAUAAGUGUAUCAGCUUAUGACACAGCUUGGGUUGCACUUGUGAAAGACAUUAAUAACAGUCCUCAAUUCCCUUCAAGUCUUGAAUGGAUUGCCAACAAUCAACUUGCUGAUGGUUCGUGGGGUGACAAAUCCAUAUUUUUGGCUCACGAUCGUAUCAUCAACACAUUGGCUUGUGUUAUUGCCUUGAAAUCUUGGAAUGUGCAUCACGACAAAAGAGAACUAGGAAUGUCAUUCAUUAGAGAGAAUUUAAGCAAGAUUGGAGAUGAAAAUGCUGAGCAUAUGCCAAUUGGAUUUGAAGUGGCAUUCCCUUCACUAAUUGACAUUGGAAGAAAGAUAGGCGUUAAUAUUCCGGAUGAUUCUCCUGUCUUGAGAGAGAUAUAUUCUAGAAGAAAUCUGAAACUCACAAGGAUACCCAAAGACAUAAUGCACAAGGUGCCGACAACAUUACUACACAGUUUGGAAGGGAUGCCAGAUUUGGAGUGGCAAAAACUACUUCACUUGCAGUGCGCUGAUGGGUCUUUCCUCUUUUCUCCAUCCUCCACUGCCUUUGCACUUAUGCAAACUCAACAUCAUAGUUGUCUCAAUUAUCUCACCAACAUUGUUCACAAAUUUAAUGGCGGAGUUCCUAAUGUAUAUCCGGUGGACUUAUUUGAGCACAUUUGGAUCGUUGACCGAUUGCAAAGACUUGGAAUCUCUCGAUAUUUUGAGGCAGAAAUUAAGGAAUGUAUUGAGUACGUCAAUAGAUAUUGGACAAAUGAAGGAAUCUGCUGGGCUAGGAAUUCCAGAAUUCAAGACAUUGACGACACGGCCAUGGCUUUUAGACUUUUAAGGUUGCAUGGCUACGUGGUUUCUGCUGACGUAUUCAAAAACUUUGAGAGCAAGGGUGAAUUUUUAUGCUUCGUGGGACAAUCGAACCAGGCAGUUUCAGGAAUGUAUAAUUUGUUUAGGGCUUCCCAAUUGAUAUUUCCUGGAGAGAAGAUACUUGAUGAUGCCAAGAAUUUUUCCUUCAAUUUCUUGCAAGAAAAACGAGCGCAAAAUCAAAUUCUAGACAAAUGGAUCAUCACCAAAGAUCUCCCUGGAGAGGUAGGAUAUGCAUUAGACAUACCGUGGUAUGCCAAUUUGCCCCGGCUAGAAACAAGGUUCUUCUUGGAACAAUAUGGUGGUGAAGACGAUGUGUGGAUUGGCAAAACCUUAUACAGGAUGCCAUUAGUCAAUAAUAACACAUAUCUGGAGCUGGCAAAAUUGGAUUACAACAAUUGCCAAGCACUGCAUCAGCUUGAGUGGAGAAGCAUUCUCCAGUGGUACAAAGAAUGUGGAUUAGGGGAGUUUGGAUUGAGCGAAAAAAGCUUAUUGGUGACGUACUAUUUGGCGGCGGGGAGUGUAUUUGAACCAGAAAGAUACAGAGAGCGGCUGAUUUGGGCCAAAACUGCUGCUAUUAUGGAGACAAUUAAAUGCCACUUUGAGGAACACAAGACUGCUUUUCUUCACGAACUUGCGCACAGCCGCAGCAGCUUACACUGCCUGAAUUCUUAUGCUAGUAAUGUCAGGUACAGGACAGGAAGGCUCGUCGGGACUCUACUCGGAACCCUAAACCAGAUCGCACUGGAAGCCUUGAUGAUUCACGGCAGAGACAUCAAUCAACCUCUACGUCAUGCUUGGGAAAAGUGGCUAUUGGAAGAAGAGGGAAAAGGAGAUGCAGAACUCGUAAUUGGUACGUUAAAUCUCAGCGCCGGCAUGUCAGAUGAUGAGUCGCAUCCUAUGUAUCAAAAGCUCCUCAAUGUCACAAGUAGAGUUUGCCAUCGUCUUCGACUCUUCCAGCACUCAAAGGUACCGAAUGCGGAGGAUCAGAGGAUUGAAAUAUCGAGAUGCAUGGAGAUAGAACAUGACAUGCAACAACUAGCCGAACUCGUGCUAUCCAAAUCAGAUGAAGAUGUAGAUGUAGAUGUCAAUGUCAAGCAAACGUUUCUUAAUGUUACCAAGAGUUUCUAUUAUGCUGCUUACUGUAAUCCAAGAACAAUCAAUUUCCACAUUGAGAAAGUCCUCUUCCAGAGUGUAGUUUAAUCAUUAAUAUAAUCUAGUGUAUUAUCAACUUUA
Lycium ferocissimum is the source of this 2555-nucleotide messenger RNA. Its product is annotated as ent-copalyl diphosphate synthase 1-like. The transcript is spliced from 15 exons. Gene Ontology annotation, cellular component: chloroplast. Gene Ontology annotation, biological process: gibberellin biosynthetic process. Lineage: Eukaryota; Viridiplantae; Streptophyta; Magnoliopsida; Solanales; Solanaceae. The record is from RefSeq and is a predicted model, not a curated record. The coding region runs from base 99 to 2522 and encodes 807 amino acids. Gene Ontology annotation, molecular function: terpene synthase activity; magnesium ion binding.